Molecule: messenger RNA, 453 nt
Organism: Cylicostephanus goldi
Lineage: Eukaryota; Metazoa; Nematoda; Chromadorea; Rhabditida; Strongylidae
Source: the annotation of a GenBank genome assembly
AUGACCCCAUCUCAAGAUAUCAAGGAUUCCUUCGAAGAGAGUUUGAAACUCAAUUCUCAAGAAAAAACUAAUACUCAUAAACAGCUGGACCUUACCCCUUCCGAGAACAAUCAAGAGACCGAAAGGUCGAGGGAUGUAACUUCCGCUUCAGUUGCUGAAGGGCAGCCUUCCAAUAACUUCAGUGGGUUUUUCACCGCCGGUUCAAGAAGCGAGAUCAAAGUUAGUGAAGAAGCACUCAACGCUGCAAGAGUACGCCUCAACUCCUCUCCUGAAGAUCUGCCAGACAACGGAGCUACGACAGUCCCACCCGCAUUCUUCCCAGGCUUUGUAACUGCAGGUUCCAACAAAGUUAUCACUGUCACACCAGCUGCUUUGGAAGCAGCGCAGCGUCGUUUGAACGAGAUAUCAGAGUCCGAAGUUCAACUGUUUGUUUAUAGCCUAUCGCCCGGAUAA